Messenger RNA from Myripristis murdjan (pinecone soldierfish), 1335 nucleotides. RefSeq names its product inositol monophosphatase 1-like. The coding region runs from base 157 to 1002 and encodes 281 amino acids. The transcript has 9 exons. NCBI's taxonomy places the organism in Eukaryota, Metazoa, Chordata, Actinopteri, Holocentriformes, Holocentridae. Gene Ontology annotation, molecular function: inositol monophosphate 1-phosphatase activity. Gene Ontology annotation, biological process: signal transduction; inositol metabolic process; phosphatidylinositol phosphate biosynthetic process. The record is from RefSeq and is a predicted model, not a curated record.
UUUCCUACCUUCUCAUGCCAGCUUUUCUACAGCUCCUCUCAAAUGGGCAACUUACACUUGAGCAUUUACAAAAAAGGGUAGCAUCUGGAGACUACCUUUGACAGCCCCACCUGACUUUCCACGGCUCUCAUCAGCUAGUACCCUCUGCAAAGUAACAUGGCUGACCCAUGGCAGGAGGCAUUCGAACACGCUAUUGCUGUGGCAAGGAAAGCUGGAGAGGAAGUCAGGGAUGCUCUGCAGAAUGAAGUGAAGAUCAUGACCAAGAGCUCCUCUGUAGACCUCGUGACUAAGACGGACGAGCGGGUGGAGAAAAUCAUCAUCAGCUCAGUGAAAGAAAAAUUCCCCACACACAGUUUAAUUGGAGAGGAGUCAGUAGCAGCUGGGGAGCCAUGUGUCUUCACCGACAACCCGACAUGGAUCAUCGACCCGGUGGAUGGCACCACAAACUUUGUACAUGGGUUCCCAUUUGUGGCAGUGUCUAUUGGCUUUGCCGUCAAAAAGGAGCUGGAGUUCGGCAUUGUUUACAGCUGCUUAGAAGACAAGAUGUACACAGGAAGGAAGGGGAAGGGAGCUUUCUGUAAUGGAGAGAAACUUGAGGUGUCUGAUGUGAAAGAUAUCAACAAAUCCAUGAUCAUCUCUGAGCAUGGAUGUGACAGAAACAAGGAAAAAGUCACCAAGAUCUUCUCCACCAUGCAGAAGAUCCUAUGCAUCCCUGUGCACGGGCUCCGUGGGUCAGGAACAGCGGCCACCAACAUGUGUCUGGUGGCAUCGGGCGCAGUGGAGGCCUUCUUUGAGAUCGGGAUCCACUGCUGGGACAUUGCUGCCGGCGCAGUCAUCGUCAAAGAAGCUGGAGGAGUAUUACUGGAUGUCAACGGGGGACCGUUUGAUCUGAUGUCUCGAAGGAUGGUCUCAGCAAACAACAGGCAAAUUGCUGAUCGGAUCAUCAAGGAAAUCGAAAUUUUUGAAGUGGAGAGGGAUGAUGCUCCGAAACCCAAGAAAUGAGAGGAUGCUUGUUUACACUGAGUCUGUUCACUGUCACCGUUUUUUUUUUUUUUUUUUACUGUUCAAGACGAGUCUGUAUAUCUCUAUAUUUUGCAUUCAGUGCAUCCCAACAGUAGCUGACAUCAACACUGCUUCAGCUACAGAUUCCACUUUGUACUGCCAAAAUGUUGCCAUUGUCUUCAGAGCACAAUGUUGGCUGUGAACUUUUUUUUUUUUUUUUUUCCCUGCAAAAUCCAUCCCUAUGACAUGAAUGAAUCAUAAUUUUGGAACACAAGAAAAGAGCAAUCUAAUGCUGUGUGUAACUCGAAUAAAGUUACUGUGCAGUAAUCACCA